GAGAGGGAGAGCGAGAGAGAGAGAGAGAGAGAGAGAGAGAGAGAGAGAGAGAGAGAGGGAGAGGCGCGUGAUGGGUGACGGGUCGGUGUACGCGGUGGGUGUGCGGGAGGUGCGUGCGGGAUGGUGACCGAGAAGUGCACAGCCGCCCCGGCCAGCUGCUCCGCGCUGCACUCAGCGGGUGCUCAGCGGGAUGAACGAUAAUCAGCCGCCGUGUUGUGGUACAAACAUCAACAUGCAAGAGUCCGGACACGCCGAGCGUGACCGCCUCCUGUCCUGACAGCCCUGCGGCGCCGUCCGACACCGUGACGGAGACGUCCGCUGCCCGCUGGCGUGGUCGCAUCCGUCCCGCAGGCUGCCCGGGUCGGUGUGUCCCUCGGACCAGACAUCGAUCCUGCCCGGUGACGGAGCUGUCGAGCUGACUGGCGUGCGAGACAGAAAGACACUGAUGCUCUUCCCCCUCUGUGGAUCUGUGAGAUCACCUUUACGGUUCACCUUGGAAAUUUAAGAAAAAAGACAGAAAAAAACAGAAAAACGCAGGAAAGGUUGAUGGAUCACUUGCAGCAGAAACAACUCAACACCGAGCCUUGCGGGCCCAGAGUGGAACCCGGCCCUUGCGCGUUUAUCGGAGGCCCACAGGUCAAAAUCAUGGAGCCUCCUCUCAUUGGCCCGUCAGAGGUGCUUAAUAAACAGUCUAGAUUGAGCCCUAUGCAGGCCGCAGUUGCACCUGUGAAAAUGACAGAACCAGUGCAGUCAGUGCAGCCAAAGUCUGGGACCACCCCGACAACGCUCGCCAGCAUCAGCCGGCCAAGACCAACCGCUCUUGGAACUAAACCUGCUCCAAAGACGACCAGGAUCUCAGUGAACCCCUCCAAGGAAAUAGAUUUGAUCCCAGUUUGCAUCCCAGGACCUCAGAGUGCCAACGCCCUGUCGCAUUCGCCAACAGAGUCCUCCCCCUCCGCCCUUCACAGUCCCCACAGUCCUCACAGUCCUCACAGUCCCCACAGUCCCCACAGCCCUCAGUCUUACACCAGCCAGCCUUACCUGAGCCCCAACUCCAGCCUCAGCCCGAAACCAGGCCUGAGUCCUCAGCCGCAGAGGAGCCCCUCACCGGGGAGCUCAACACAGAGCCAAGCACAGUCCGAGAAGCCGGGAGAGAACAACGACUUCAGGGUCUACAUCGUCACAUGGAACGUGGGAUCAGCUGUCCCGCCAGAUGACAUCACUUCUCUGUUCGGACCAAAUGUCUCCGAUGGGAGCGUUGACAUGUUUAUCAUUGGACUCCAGGAAGUGAACUCCAUGAUAAACAAGCGGCUGAAGGAUGUGCUUUUUUCAGACCAGUGGAGUGAGCUCUGCAUGGACACGCUCAGCCCUUUUGGAUACGUUCUGGUGGCGUCCCAGCGUAUGCAGGGAGUGCUGCUUCUGGUCUUCUCUAAAUUCUGCCACCUUCCGUUCCUCAGAGGUGUGCAGACAGAGAGCACGCGCACAGGGCUUGGGGGAUAUUGGGGAAAUAAAGGGGGCGUCAGCGCGAGGAUGACGGUGUUCGGCCACCCGCUGUGCUUCCUCAACUGUCACCUGCCGGCUCACAUGAGGAACCUGGAGCAGCGGAUGGAGGACUUUGAAAGCAUCCUGCAGCAGCAGCAGUUUGACGGAGGGACGGCCACCGGUGUGCUGGACCACGAUGUCGUGUUCUGGUUUGGCGAUUUAAAUUUCCGUAUAGAGGACUACGACAUCCAUGUGGUGAAAUGUGCCAUCGACAGCAACAAGCUGCCUCUUCUGUGGGAGCGAGAUCAGCUCAACAUGGCUAAAAGCACAGAGUCCAUCCUGGAGGGCUUCAAUGAGGGACCACUCAAGUUCCCCCCUACUUAUAAGUUUGAUGUGGGGACUCAUACGUAUGACACCAGUGCUAAGAAGAGGAAACCUGCCUGGACAGAUCGCAUCCUCUGGCGCCUUCGUCGCACCGGCUCCCCAGUUCCUACCCACAAUGCAGCACUGCAGCGGGGUCUGACCUCAUGGUUGGGUGGGGCGACCAAAGUGACACAGCAUGUGUACCGAAGUCACAUGGGCUACACCAUCAGUGACCACAAGCCUGUUUCUGCCCUAUUUUCACUGCAUUUCCCUUUCAAGGUGAAUACGCCUCUGGUGGAGCUGCAGGUGAACAGGGAGUGGAGUAAAGUCUCAGAUGCUACAGUCAGAUUCACUGUUGCGGCGACUUAUCAGCGCAGCUCAUGGGACUGGGUAGCAAUAUACAAGGUCGGGUUCAGACAUCACAAAGAUUACCAGGCUUACAUCUGGGCCAAGGGAGAGCAUGCGACACAGGUGACAUUUGCAGAGGAGGAUUUGCCAAGAGAUGACUGUGAAUACAUCCUGGGCUACUACAGCAAUAAUAUGACCAGUAUUGUCGGACUGUCAUCACCAAUUCAGAUCAAGAUUCCAGUCCACAGCCCCACUGUGCAGCGCUCCGACAGCUCGGACGUCAGCUCAGAAGAUGACAGCACUCUGGUUCUGCUCGCACUGAACUCCCGCAGCCCGAGCCCUAAAACUGGCAAACACCACCAUCGUCACCGUCGCAGCCGCAGCCCCGCUGUCCCUGCUCUCUCCUCCAACCCCCUUCCCUCCCUGCAGGGCCUCAGCCUGUGUCCUCGCCCUAAAGAAGGCCAUUCUCGCAGCCGCUCGCCCUGCUCGGCUGCUAAGAAGGAGCGACUGGUCUCCCCUGACACCGUGCAGUCUCCCUCUAUCAGCCCGCUCAGCCCCCGCAGCCCUGUGUCUCCGGGCGGAGGCGUGACUGCCCCGGAGGCCCUGGUCGCUGCCAUCUUAGGCGAACACAGACCAGCUCAGGUUAGCCCCACGGGGGUCAAACAGAUAGGAAAGACAGGAGAAGCAAACACUGGAUAGAAUCUAAACAUCAGUAGUUGAAAGGAGGCGCCGUGCAGGGAGAACGACAGCAGUAUCCACGCAUUCAGGGUCUGAUCUGAUUCCCUCUGUGCUCGUAGACGCGGCACAUUUAAUGACUCCUAAUGUAGUUUGCGAACAUUCCGCGUUGUAGCCCUGCAGCUCUCUGUCUUCUGAAUCUGCCAUCAUCUCAUACACUGUGUGUAUCCUGGGGUCAAAGACGUGUCCAGACUCCCGAUGACAAGUGCUUUUAUAGACUCAUAAGCUAUAUCAUACGUAAACAAACAUAUUGAAUGUGAAACCAAAGUCUGAGUAAACCUGUGGCGGACGCGAGCGGUCGUUACUGACAGCAAUAUGGAUCCAUGUAAACAGUCUGUGUGACUAUAUCAAAAUGGGGACUCCGGACCAUACAUGUCGAUGGUGUUGAGUGUGCGUGUGUGUGUGUGUGUGUGUGUGUGUGUGUGUAUAGUGUAGGUCAAUGUGAUAAAACAUAAAUUAAAUCUGUACAUUUUGGACCAGAUGAUGGUUUCAAAUUCUCACUCUAUAGUUCUUGGCCUGUAUUCAUAAAAAAUAAAUGGAAUGCAUCCGAGAGCAUUUCACCACUUCAGUCGAUCUGAAACGUGCCUGUGGCCGUCUGACUCGAACAGUAAUCUUAGAUCAAUGCUCUUUUUUUCUCAGCAGCUUUGUGAAUACAGCCCUCGUCCUACAGAGAUCAGUGACUGGAUGUUUAGGCUAAUGUGUUUGUUUUUGUUUUUUUGCUUCAAGGGAAAACAAAAAAAAAAAGUGUCAUGUAACUGUGUGAGUGUGCAAAUAAAACAGUGAAAAAUGAA
This is a messenger RNA of Acanthopagrus latus (yellowfin seabream), 3719 nucleotides long. It is a transcript of the gene inpp5ja, whose product is annotated as inositol polyphosphate 5-phosphatase K. Gene Ontology annotation, biological process: phosphatidylinositol dephosphorylation; negative regulation of peptidyl-serine phosphorylation. Gene Ontology annotation, molecular function: phosphatidylinositol-3,4,5-trisphosphate 5-phosphatase activity; phosphatidylinositol-4,5-bisphosphate 5-phosphatase activity. The transcript has 13 exons. NCBI's taxonomy places the organism in Eukaryota, Metazoa, Chordata, Actinopteri, Spariformes, Sparidae. The record is from RefSeq and is a predicted model, not a curated record. Gene Ontology annotation, cellular component: cytoplasm; plasma membrane; ruffle. The coding region runs from base 547 to 2892 and encodes 781 amino acids.